Molecule: messenger RNA, 3786 nt
Organism: Plenodomus lingam JN3
Lineage: Eukaryota; Fungi; Ascomycota; Dothideomycetes; Pleosporales; Leptosphaeriaceae
Biological process (GO): transmembrane transport; intracellular calcium ion homeostasis
Cellular component (GO): endoplasmic reticulum membrane
Molecular function (GO): ATP hydrolysis activity; ATP binding; P-type ion transporter activity
Source: RefSeq, a predicted model, not a curated record
AUGAAAAGUACUUACAUAUCGUCAGAAUGGAUGUUUGUCUGGGUUGCCACCAUUGUCACCUUCCAGUCGCUGAUUUGGCUGAUGACACACUGGAACGUCAACCUCAAGAGCGCCUUCACCACGACCGCCGCCCGCGAUGUGCGCUCGGCCCAGCUCAUCAAGGUGCAGCCCAUCAAGAACGCGGGCGCGGCCGAAAUCUGCCAGCUGGUGCGCGACAAUGUGGGCGGCAAGCAGAACAUCUCUUUUCUGUUCCAGAAACGUCGCUUCCUCUACGAUGCCGCCAAGGGCUCGUUUGCUCCGCUCUCUUACGCCCUCGAUACCGACCCGAAGCCGCAGCUGAAGACGUUCCAGCAGACGCAGGGCCUCGUCUCGCCCGCCGAAAUCGAGCGAUUGACAGAGCACUAUGGCACCAACGCCUUUGACAUCCCCGUCCCGACCUUCACCGAGCUCUUCAAGGAGCACGCCGUCGCGCCCUUCUUCGUCUUCCAGGUGUUCUGCGUGGGCUUGUGGAUGCUGGACGACUAUUGGUACUACUCGCUCUUCACGCUGGGUAUGCUGGUCAUGUUUGAGAGUACCGUCGUGUGGCAGCGCCAGCGCACUCUUAACGAGUUCCGCGGCAUGAGCAUCAAGCCCUACGAGAUUUUGGCGUACAGGGAGAAGAAAUGGCAGCAAAUUAUGAGCGACAAGCUGUUACCCGGCGACCUGGUCAGCGUGGGUAGGACUAAGGAGGACUCGGGUGUGGCCUGUGAUAUGCUCCUUCUUGAGGGCUCGGCGAUUGUCAACGAGGCUAUGCUUUCAGGAGAGAGCACACCUGUGCUAAAGGAAUCGGUACAACUCCGCCCGGGAGAAGCGCGCAUAGAGCCUGAAGGCCUCGACAAGAAUUCAUUCCUAUGGGGUGGCACCAAGGUUUUGCAAGUCUCGCACGGUACAAACGCGGAAGAGGAUGGUGCAACGGUCUCGCGCCUGGCAUCUGGUGUUCCUCCACCACCGGACAAUGGUGCUAUUGCAGUCGUCAUCAAGACUGGAUUCGAGACCAACCAGGGUAGUCUUGUCAGGACUAUGAUUUUCGCUACCGAGCGUGUCUCCGCCAACAAUGUCGAGGCCCUCUACUUCAUUUUGUUCCUUACUGUUUUCGCUGUCGCUGCUUCCUGGUAUGUCUGGCAGGAGGGUGUCAGGCUGGAUCGCCAGCGCAACAAGCUCCUGCUAGACUGCGUUUUGAUUGUGACCAGCGUCGUUCCCCCCGAACUGCCCAUGGAACUUAGUUUGGCUGUCAACACCAGUCUUGCUGCGCUCAGUAAGUAUGCCAUCUUUUGCACCGAGCCUUUCCGUAUUCCUUUCGCUGGCCAGGUCGAUGUAGCCUGCUUCGACAAGACAGGUACCUUGACGGGAGAAGAUUUGGUUGUCGACGGUAUAGCUGGUCUGUCGCUUGGCGACUCUAGCGUCGAGGUUGGUCCCGAUGGUGCGCACACUGGCCUUACCAAGGUCACUGAUGUUGCAACGGAAACCACACUCGUCCUGGCCACUGCACAUGCCUUGGUAAAGCUUGAUGAUGGAGAGACUGUCGGUGAACCCAUGGAGAAGGCUACCUUGGAGUCUCUUGGCUGGAAGCUUGGAGCUAAGGACAUCCUUACUGCUACCACUACCACUGCCAAAUCUCACGCAGAGAUUGUACAGAUCCGCCGCCGCUUCCAGUUCUCCUCUGCUCUCAAGCGCCAGAGCUCUGUCGCAACUGUUGUUGUCAACAACCAGAAGACUGGCCGCAAAGUGAGAAGCACGAUUGCCGCCGUGAAAGGUGCUCCAGAGACUAUUCGCAAAAUGCUGGUCAACACGCCCCCGAAUUAUGAAGAAACCUUCAAGCACUUCACUCGUAACGGUGGCCGUGUUCUCGCGCUCGCCUACAAGUACCUCUCGGAAGAGGGAGAAUGGGGCCAGAAUCGCAUCAACGAUCUCAAACGCGAACAGGUCGAGUCUGAUCUGCACUUUGCCGGCUUCCUUGUCUUACAAUGUCCAUUGAAGCCAGAUGCGGUUGAAGCUGUCCGUGCUUUGAACGAGUCCAGUCAUCGUGUCGUCAUGAUCACUGGUGACAACCCGCUCACCGCCGUUCAUGUCGCCAAGCAGGUGGAAAUUGUUGAUCGUGACUGUUACAUCCUCGACGCGCCUGAGAAUGAUGAAUCAGGCCAAAAGGUCGUCUGGCGCAGUGUCGAUGACAAAAUCAGUAUUCCCGUUGACUUUACCAAGCCCUUGGACGCUGAAAUCCUGGAGACGAAAGACAUCUGCAUUACUGGCUAUGCACUUUCAAAAUUCAUGGACAAUCCUGGGUGGAGUCAGAUCUUACGCCACGCGUGGGUUUAUGCGCGCGUAUCACCAAGGCAAAAGGAGGAGAUUCUUCUUGGCCUCAAGGACUGUGGCUACACAACUCUGAUGGCUGGAGAUGGAACGAACGAUGUUGGAGCUCUCAAGCAAGCCCACAUUGGUGUCGCUCUACUCAACGGUACUCGCGAUGAUCUUGAGAAGAUCGGUGAACAUUUCCGCAACACUCAGAUGAAGAAUGUCUACGAGAAGCAGUGUCAACUCAUGAAGCGCUUCAAUCAGCCUCAGCCACCGGUUCCUAUCAUGAUCGCUCAUCUAUAUCCACCUGGUCCUACCAACCCACACUAUGAAAAGGCCUUGGAAGCACAGGCGAAGAAGAAGGGUCUUGCGCCCGGUGCUAAUGGUGCCGCCAACGGGUCGGCCGGCACACUUGUCGCUCAACAGCCUGGAGAGGUUCAGCCACCGCAAGCUGCUGGCAAUGUGAUGCAACAGAUGCAGGAGAAAAUGAUGCAAUCAGAGCUGGAUGAACUCAACAAUGAGCCACCGACGAUCAAGCUCGGCGAUGCCUCAGUUGCUGCUCCCUUCACGUCAAAGCUAGCCAAUGUUGUUGCGAUCCCAAACAUCAUUCGUCAAGGCCGAUGCACGCUGGUUGCCACGAUUCAGAUGUACAAGAUUCUCGCUUUGAACUGUUUGAUAUCUGCAUACAGUUUGUCAGUCUUGUAUCUUGAUGGUAUCAAGUUUGGUGAUGGGCAGGUUACAAUUUCGGGAAUGAUGAUGAGUGUCUGCUUCUUGUCCAUCUCCCGUGCAAAGACCGUUGAAGCACUCUCCAAAGAGCGUCCUCAACACAAUAUUUUCAAUACGUACAUUAUCGGCUCCGUCCUCGGUCAGUUCGCCAUACACAUCAUCACUUUAAUCUACGUAUCCCAAUACGUCCAACGCGUCGAGCCCAAAGACCCGAACCCCGAUCUCGAAAAAGACUUUGAGCCUUCCCUCCUCAACUCUGCAAUCUAUCUGCUACAACUGAUCCAGCAAAUCUCCACAUUCGCAAUCAACUACCAAGGCCGUCCUUUCCGCGAAUCCAUCCGCGAGAACAAGGGCAUGUACUACGGUCUCGUCACCGUCUCCGGCGUCGCCUUCUCUUGCGCCACAGAAUUCAUUCCAGCGCUCAAUGAGAAGCUGAAACUAGUGCCUUUUACCACUGAUUUCAAGAUUAUGAUUACAAGUAUCAUGGCCCUCGAUUUCAUCGCGUGUUACGUUAUUGAGAAGGGCCUGAAGUGGGGCUUUAGCGACAACAAACCCAAGGAUAUUGCCGUACGCAGGCCGGAGCAAUUGAAGAGAGAGGCAGAGAGGAAAGCGGUUGAGGAGAAGGAGGCACAGGAGAAAAGGAACAAGGAGGCUGAGGAGAAGAGAUUGGCGCUAGAGGCGAUGAAGGAGGAGCGGCUGAGGAAGUUGAAAGAAAAGUGGGGUGUACAGUAG